This is a messenger RNA of Acipenser ruthenus (sterlet), 1129 nucleotides long. RefSeq names its product large ribosomal subunit protein mL62-like. Bases 704 to 1063 code for a protein of 119 amino acids. The record is from RefSeq and is a predicted model, not a curated record. Lineage: Eukaryota; Metazoa; Chordata; Actinopteri; Acipenseriformes; Acipenseridae. Gene Ontology annotation, biological process: mitochondrial translational termination. Gene Ontology annotation, cellular component: mitochondrial large ribosomal subunit. The transcript has 4 exons.
UCACUAUGAGGGCCUGCUGGACGCCCAUAGUGGCCAAAGAGGUCACUGCAGGGGCCUGCUGGACGCCUGCAGUGAGGGGAGGUAACCUGAAAGGUUAUAGUUGGAGCCAGAAUGCUCAGGAACUGCUAAAUGAGCCUUUGAUUGACAGGUGCGAUGGUCCUGCUUUCGGAUUUUUCCGGUAGUAGAAGCGCUUCGUGGAGAUGCAGUCGGUGCGGGCGAGGUGUUUCAAGUCCGCUUAUAAUACGCGGAAAUUGGGCUAGCUUCUUGAGUCGCGGGUUGGAAUUUGUAAAACACCCAUACUGACAUGGGUUGGGCUUGUUUUGUCGUUACACUUGGCAACACUGGGUAAAGCAACGAUCAGUGCUGACGUCAUAGCGCCUGCGACGGGAAGGAUGAAAUAAAGUAAACAAAUUCUCCUUACGUGCUGUAGAUUUGAAUGGGAUGUUGUUGCUACGAAGAUAAAGCUGGAUCCGGGAGAUCGUCCAGUCUCUGAUUUCAGGAGUUGCGGAGGAACAGUGGCCAGGCGGGAGCCACAGCAGACAGGAGAAGCUGACAUCUGGGCAGAGAAGUUUGGAGUGGUAAUACCGCCGACCAAAGUUGUGGUGGAGUUGGCCCGGGAAGGGCUGGUUGAACUGGUUGCGUGGAUCUCGGCUCCGGGGAAACAGCAAACAGAUCGUCAUCCGUCGAAACGGAAUAAUCCAGAAUGCAGACCAUGAUGCGUGCAUUAAACACAAAAGCUGAAGUCCGGUUCCACAUACAAACAGCUGAUUGGAUUCCUGAAGAUGUGCGACAAAAGAUUAUUUCUCAGCAUACAAACCGAAUAAACAGAAGUGGGGAGCUGAUCGUCACCUCGGAAGUGAGCCGGUACCAGAUGCGCAAUCUGUCUGACUGUUUGCAGAAGAUCCGAGACAUGAUCGCUGCUGCCAGCGUGAAACACAAGCAGCCUUCCCAAGAAGACGUGGCUCUCCGACGCUACAGGAUGGACAAAAUGAACCGAGAACGCCUGCAGCAAAAGAAAAUGCACACUGCAGUGAAGCGAAGCCGACGCGAGGAGUUUGAUUGAAGGUGAUGCCAGGAUAUGAAGGCUGGCUGCAUUGAAGCAAUCUGUAAAGAAUAAAUGAAUGACUUG